AUGAGCCUCUUCGGUAUUGGCAGAAAUCAGAGAACAUUCCGCCCAAAAAAAAGUACUCCUUCUGGAAGCAAGGGAGCUCAGCUUAGAAAACACAUUGAUGCGACAUUAGGUAGCGGAAAUCUGAGGGAAGCAGUAAAGCUACCUCCUGGAGAGGAUUUGAAUGAGUGGCUAGCUGUCAACACUGUUGAUUUUUUCAACCAGGUGAAUCUGCUUUAUGGCACCCUCACAGAGUUCUGUACUCCCGAGAAUUGUCGCACAAUGUCUGCAGGACCCAAGUACGAAUAUAGAUGGGCAGAUGGUGUGCAAAUUAAGAAACCUAUUGAGGUAUCUGCUCCAAAAUAUGUAGAAUAUCUGAUGGACUGGGUUGAAACACAGCUUGACGAUGAAUCCAUAUUCCCUCAGAAGCUGGACCUGUGGGAUCAUGAUGCAGGUUCUCCAUUUCCUCCCAACUUUAAGGAUGUCGUCAAGACAAUAUUCAAGCGGCUGUUCCGUGUAUAUGCUCAUAUUUAUCAUUCUCACUUUCAGAAAAUUGUGAGCCUCAAAGAAGAGGCUCAUCUUAACACCUGCUUCAAGCAUUUUAUACUCUUCACUUGUGAGUUUGGGCUGAUUGAAAAAAAGGAACUGGCUCCACUUCAAGAGCUUAUAGACACCAUUAUAUAUUAA
Lathyrus sativus (Indian pea) is the source of this 663-nucleotide messenger RNA. The record is from the annotation of a GenBank genome assembly. NCBI's taxonomy places the organism in Eukaryota, Viridiplantae, Streptophyta, Magnoliopsida, Fabales, Fabaceae.